ACGUGCCGAUGGCUCCUGAAGAGUGAGCAGUACCUCAGCUGGCUUGAUUCGAGCAAGGUAAGUGAGCAUCACGGCUUCCUAUGGAUCAAGGGCAAAGCUGGGACAGGCAAGUCAAUGUUGAUGAAGUAUGCGCUGGUCAAUGCUCGCAAGACUAUGAAAGACCACAUCAUGCUCUCCUUCUUCUUCAACGCGCGCGGCGAGGAUAUAGAGAAGUCUACAACUGGGACAUACCGGUCGCUGCUGCUGCAGCUUCUUGAGCGGCGGCCGGCGCUUCAAACCGUCUUUGGUUCGCUUGGUAUAUCCUUAUUGAACUUUAGCGCGGACCACCGGUGGCACAUCAAGGCGCUGAAGACGCUGCUAGAGCAAGCCAUACGGAGCUUAGGAGACUCGCCUGUCGUAUGCUUCAUCGAUGCGCUUGACAUGUGUGAAGAAGGGCAGGUUCGGGACAUGAUCCAGUUCUUUGAGCACAUGGGCGAUCUAGCUGUAUCAAACGGCAUCCGCUUCCAGGUCUGUUUCUCGAGCCGGCACUACCCGUACAUCACAAUCCGCAACGGCUUGGAGCUAGUGUUAGAGGGACAAGAGGGACACUCGCAAGACAUCACCAACUACGUCGAGACUGAGCUAAAUAUUGGUGAGAGCAAGGUCGCACAGCAAAUUCGAGCCGAGCUACAGGAGAAGGCGUCAGGAAUCUUUAUAUGGGUUGUUCUUGUAGUUGGCAUGUUGAACAAAGAGUCAGACCGCGGGCAUGUCCACACGCUCCAGCGAAAACUACGAGAGAUCCCUAGCGACUUGCACGAGCUGUUCCGCGAUAUCUUGACACGAGACACACACGGAAAAGCCGAACUAGUCUUGUGUAUCCAGUGGAUACUUUUUGCAAAGCAGCCACUCAGCCUAGAGCAGCUGUAUCAUGCGAUCCUAUCAGGCGUUCAUCCUGAAGAAGUGGCAGAAUGGAAUCCAGAGGAGAUCACCAAAGACGUGGUUAAGCGAUUCAUCCUUAAUUCGUCUAAAGGUCUUGCAGAAGCCACUGUGUCCAAGGAGCAGAGAGUCCAAUUUAUACACGAGUCGGUGAGAGACUUCCUACUCAAGGAGAACGGCCUUGGAAAGAUCUGGCCAGAGUAUGGAACCAACUUUCAGGGUCAAAGCCAUGACCGAUUAAAACAAUGCUGCUUCAACUACAUCAGCAUUGACAUUGCCACGCCCUUAAGAAUUCCUGAAAUUCUUCCAAAAGCCUCCUCGCAACCAGCAGCAGGCCUACGCAAGUCAGCGACGCAAACGUACCCCUUUCUAGAGUAUGCUGUGCGUAAUGUGCUGUAUCACGCAGACAUAGCGGAAAGCGAAGGCAUUUCCCAGGCGGGCUUUCUCGAUAGCUUCCCGCUUCCUCGAUGGGUCAAGCUCGACAACCUGUUUGAGAAGCACGAAGUGCGCAGGCACACAAAAAGUGUGAGUCUCCUGUAUAUGCUGGCCGAGCUCAACAUGGCGAACCUCAUCAGAGUUCUCGGUUCAGUCAGCCGCUGUAUGGACGUUGAGGCUGAGCGCUACGGCUGUCCUCUUUUCGCCGCAGCUGCUACAAGCAGCGAAAAGGCUCUUGAAGUGUGUUUAGAAUCCAUUGAGAUGCGACAAGCUAACAGCAGCGCUGUUGGAGCAGUGGGUGAACCGCAGUCCCAGCCAAAGUCAGCUCAGCGCGCUGCAAGACGUGAUUUUGUGUAUUCGAGGUCGAAGGAUUUCCUCCUCAGUGCGGCAGAGCUUGGGCACGAUAGGGUUCUUGCGCUGUUGAUCAGAUCAGGGAGAUUCGGGAUUGAUUCGAAAGACUCGAGAGAUAGGACCGUGCUAUGGUGGAGUUCCAGGAAUGACUGUGAGAUGUCGGCAAGGUUGUUACUUGCUGCAGACUCUGCCUUGGUCAACAGUAAGGAUAAAGACGAUAAGACCCCACUGUUUAUAGCAGCAGAGCAAGGGAAUGUCGGGGUGAUCGAAGUGCUGCUAGACAAGGGCGCCGACGUCAACGCCCAGGGUGGAGGGUACGGCAACGCACUCCAGGCGGCUUUAGCUUGCUACACAGAGAUAGCGACGCUGCUGCUAGACAAGGGCGCCGACGUCAACGCCCAGGGCGGACACUACGGCAACGCACUCCAGGCGGCUUCAGCUCGUGGCCACAAAGAGGUCGCGACGCUGCUACUUGAAAUGGGCGCAGUCACAACCACAUUACCGUUGUUUACAGAGUUUGGCGAUGGACGGGUGACCGAUCCACAGCCCGGCGCUUUCACUGACUCUGGAUAUGGAUCUAAGACAUCUAAAAUGGUUGAAGAAGCCCCCACUUCGGAAGCAGAUAUGGACAACGAGGGAUCGAUUUACUCCUCUCUGAGCGUACCCGAGUCUGUCAGUGCGGGAUAUAUCUCCGAAAUAGCUCAGGAUCUUCUUAAAUGCCUGGACUUCGAUUCACUCGACAGCCAAGGCCUGGAGCGAAUCUAUAACGUUCUCCCCGACCAUCUGAAAGCUCUUGCUCUCAAAGUUGGAUAUGGCACAGAGGACAAGGAGCUUCGUGAUACCAUGGUUUUCAUUUACAGAUUUCGAAAAAAUGUCGUGGAAUCCCUAAGAGAGGCCUUAGCCCCGCCUCCUGGCAGACCUUCUGCCCAAGUUGACAAAACCUUCAUGGUUCAAAGCUGGCAACAGGACCAGGAGGAUACUACUUACGAUGCCGUAGACCUGCCCAUGCCAGAUCUUGAAGACCCAGGACAGGAAGCUAUCAAUCCACUUGACGAGCACAUUGAUCCCUACUUGGAGAACGACGACAAUGUAGACGAUGGACGUGAUCCUACCAAUAGACUCUCUCAGUAUGGGAAACUUGUUGUUCAAGCACCCGCCUACCAGUGGCUUCUCGAUAGUCUGAAACGGGAGUAUCAGUUGACAUGCGCUGAGCCAAACAUCAUGAAAAAUAUUAGGCAAGAAAUCAUUCGGUAUCUUCCACCUCCCCGCAAAAUCAGUAGGAGUCGGUCAGCCGAGGCAUAUAGGGUCACGUUUCAGGUGAACUGGGAUUCGUUAGCCUUUCUUUCGGAGCAGGGCCAUAAAGAGGAUCCGGAUAAGGUUAUUGGAACGGUCGUCGCUCUCACUGGUUCCAAUCGGGAUGCUCAGGCCCAGACAUGCAUAGAGUACCUAUGUCAAACCUGGCCACAAACCGGAAAACACGUCAUGGACCUCAUCAAGAUCGUGAUGCGCAAGAGCGACAUGCCACAUCAUUACGAGCUCCCAGACAAUACAAAGCUGGUUGCUUGGAUAUCAAAGCCAGACUUUAUAAUCGAAGCUACCGGAACGGCGUACUCUGUUGCCGAAAUUGGCGAGCAGUUUGCAUGGAUUGGUGCUGCCCUCCGCUCAUCUCCUAACGAUUCGGGAGUUGUCUACUGUAAACCUCGUCUUGAAAAGAUUCACACCAAGAGCUUUGGUCACUUAACUGAGAUUGCUGUCAAAGCCCAUAUCGGUGUCAGCCUUGACUUCGACUUCGGCUCCGACGUAGAAAAAGACGAGGAGCAGCCAGGCAGGAUUCAAUGUCAAUGCUGGCAUGACAUGUUCCAAAACCCAGUCAUAGUGCAAGGUUUCCCCAUACUCCGCAGACCAGAGCAUGAUACAGGCCUCGAAAUUCCUCUUAACAUGAUGGCGGGUUUGAUAGGCACGCAACGCGCUCAUAUGUUUGAUGGGAAGCUGUUCAUAAAAGGGUUUGCCUCCAUGUUAGUCCCAACACGGUUCAGCCAUGGUGUAAUCCUUUGGCACUUUAUGCAGCAAGAAGGGGGUUCCCGGAUCCCAUAUACAUUCAAUCGCGGUGUUCAUGCGAACAACGUCAAUAUCUCUGACUUGAUCGACACUCGACACAUCGUUGGAUGGUGUUCUAGAGUAAAGAACUUCAUUGGGUCGGCUUGUGCGACAUACCCGGUGGAAGGCUCGGGUCUGGAUACACUCAGUACGGAAUGCGAGUUCUCACCUACGGCGAUGUCCAGAGGUGAGGCGAUACAUGGUGGUAGUUCUUACACUUUUAGUGCAAGAGAUAUGCCACGCCGCGUCCGCCAGAAGUCCUAUCAAGAAAUUUUCAAGGUCGUGCACCGGCGAUAUGUGGUUCUGUGGGACGAAUCAAAAAAGCAGGGCUGGUUAGCCAAUGGCACUACUGCUUUGUUGCAUCUCCUCCGCGCUUGCCUAAGAUCCCGCGCGGGGACAACACCUAAGAGUAUGUUCAAGUUCGAAUGGGAAGCGUUUCGUGACGCUGCACAUCCUUACACAGCCGAAUCAGCCUUCGAAGUGCUCACAAACGAGCAGUAUAGGGCGUUGCCGGUCUAUAAACAAACACCCGGGCAAAACGACCUGAGUGAUACCUUUCUCGGGUACCAGAUCGACACUCUCUACGAGAUGUUGGAGAAGUUGAUGGACCAUCAGGAUCUGUUUGUCGAAAAAUACCGUCAAAGACCUGGACACGAGGCUUUUGCACAUCUCGAAGGCUGGGACUUCAACGAUGUAGCGGUUGAUGCAAGCGUGCUGUCUCCUCGUAUUGCGAGAUUCGACACACCGGGCAAAAGCUGGCCUGCGUUGGUCCAAUCUGUUCGCGCUAUCACCCUGUUUGGUCGUGACUUCGGCGAUAUGAUCAUUCAAGACUCACAUUCAUACCAUCGGUGCUGCGAUUGGAUCCGACUCCCAGCUAACCAAAAUCUUCUCGCCGUCCUGAUCUCGGAUCUCAAGAUGAUGAUGACAAAUUAUGGCGGAAGCCAAUCGACGGUUCCCAGGAAUCUAACGACUAGCGUCGCGUGGCACGGCUCAACCAGGAUUUUCGACUCAUGUAUCUGUGCAGACUCUAGCUCCGAAGGACACGUUGACAGAAUUCAGGUUCUGUACUCCAAGAAGUCUAAUCAGACCACUGAUCUCAAAGAGCAAUGCGACCUACCUGAUGACGGCGCGGUUCUUUUUCACUUCAACGGACAUGAUGUCCGUCCCCAGAUCAGUCGCAGUGCUGAACUAUCUCUCACAUCACCUGGUUCCUCAGGUAUACAGUCUUCAUCGUUUGCGCCAGGAAGCAAUGGUACUGUUUCUUCCAAUGGAACGCCGAACUUGCGGUGGGCCUCUAAAAGACCACGUGAAUACUGUAAUGUUGAUGAACAACCGCCACAAGCCAACUUCACUUGCGGGGGCAGUACGAAUUCGAACGUAAAGUCACGUCCUCCAGUUCCGAGUCAUCAUCAAUUCUACAUCGCUAUGAUAUGUGCACUCGCCGUAGAGGCUAGCGCUGUUGCAGCUCUACUCGACGGCAUCUGGAUGAAAGAAGGCAUCAUCCAUGGGCAAAACGACGAAAGCAAUACCUAUACUACGGGUUGGAUGGGGCGCCACAAUGUGGUUCUUGUGCAAAUGUCCGGUCCCGGGAAGUUAGCAGGAGCGCAUACGGCUGGCGCCUUACUGAAAAGCUUUCCGAAAGUCAAUCUUGUUCUUGUUGUCGGUGUCUGUGGCGGAACGCCAAACCAUCCAGAAACCAAAGAAGAGAUACGGUUAGGGGAUGUUAUCAUCGGCACUGAGAUUGUGCAGUAUGACUACGCACGCCAAUACGACAAUAAAAUUGUAAGGAAGAAUACGCGCCGCGAUGACCUUGGCCGACCUCCCGAAAUGAUCCGAGCGUUUCUGAAAAAGCUUUCCUGGGUAACUACUAUAGAGGACCUACACGAAACUACUGAAGAAUUUUUGAGGAAACUGUGCGCGACUACAGGCUUCCAAGACCAUUCCUAUCCAGGGCCUGAGAAUGACAAACUGUACCAGGCGGAGUACGUUCACAGACAUCGAGACGAACAGGAAUGCGAUACGAGAGACUGUUUCGAAUACCAAAGAGCUGGCGCUUGUUCGACUGCCAUGGAAAUGUUGUGCGUGGAUCUCAAAUGCAAUCCACAGAAAUUAGUCCACCGCAAGGAAGCCAAAAUUGGACGACCUAAAAUCCAUCUUGGCCGCAUUGGAUGUGGUGACUCGGUCAUAAAGUCAGCGGAGUUUCGGGACAAGACUGCCCGAGAAGACGAACUCAUUGCUUACGAGAUGGAGAGCGCAGGGAUAUAUGAGAGAAUACCGGCGACAAUCGUUAUCAAAAGCGUUUGCGAUUAUGCUGACAGCCAUAAGAACAAAGGCUGGCAAAAGCACGCUGCAGCUACGUCUGCAGCAUGCGCGAAAGCGGUGUUAGGCAUGUGGGAGUUUUCUAAUGCAGGAAAGUAUAAACGUCGGAAAUCUUAGCUAAGCGAGCAGCCUUCAGUAUGCUUACCUACACACACACACACACACAAUUUAUUUACGCCCGGCGGCCGAGCCGAAAGGGCUACUAACGAUGAUCUGCUACU
Molecule: messenger RNA, 6338 nt
Organism: Didymella exigua CBS 183.55
Lineage: Eukaryota; Fungi; Ascomycota; Dothideomycetes; Pleosporales; Didymellaceae
Exons: 5
Biological process (GO): nucleoside metabolic process
Molecular function (GO): catalytic activity; protein binding
Source: RefSeq, a predicted model, not a curated record